AUGACAACCACAAGAACGUUGCAAUACGCACAGGUUGCUUGUGCUUGUAUCUGGUGUCUUUUCUCCGCAGGAAUCGUAUUUGGAUUUGCUGCUUUGAAGCCUAUAUUAAUUUCAGAAGGUGUGUACCAUGAAUUGUGCGUUCCGGAGGAUGGUGAUGGAUUGCUAUGUACCGCUCAAGAUCUAAAAUUGAACUUUAUAUUUGCCCUUAGCGCCACUGUGACAAACAUCAUGGCAUUGCCCGUGGGCAAAAUUCUGGAUGUGUAUGGACCUCGGGUCUGUGGGAUAAUUGGAUCAGGCCUCUUAUUCCUAGCAUGCGGCAAUUUCAUUUCUGCUAGACAUUUGUCGUCAAUUUGGGAUCCAUAUCUUGUGGGUUACACGUUGUUGGCCAUUGCGGGCCCGUUUGUGUUCAUAUCAUGUUUCCAAUUGGCUAAUAGUUUCCCGCAGAGAUCGGGGACCAUAUUAGCCAUGUUGACAGGGUCAUUUGAUUCCUCGUCUGCUUUGUUUUUGAUUUAUAGGCUACUAUAUCAAAAUUGGUAUCCCAACCUACAUGUCUCCAGGUUUUUCACUUUUUAUUUAUUUGUACCGGUCUUUAUUCUCAUCUGCCAAUUCACUAUCAUGCCUCAUUCCUCGUACAAGACUGUGAACCACAUUGCUAAAAUUGCUGUGGAAGGUCUGGAUGAAAACGGAAGACUCAUUGAGGGCGAUACAGGGUCUAAUAUCAUCCCCGAUGAACAGGAGCGUCAAUCGUUGAUUGCGAUGGAGGAGGAGGAAGAAGCAAUGCCUAAUAGGUCACACAGAAGAAAAUCUGUACUUGAGACUUAUGUUGAAGGAAAAUUGCAGAAAAAAUCAGGCGGUAUAUUUGGAGUCUUACAUGGAAAAUCUGCUUCUGAACAGAUAAGAAGCCCCUGGUUUUAUCUAAUGCUUUUAUUUGCCCUUGUGGCCAUGUUGAGAAUAAACUAUUUUAUCGCCACCAUCAGAACUCAGGAAGAAUAUUUAUUGAAUGAUCCGAAGUUAGCAUUGAAGCUAAACUCUAUUUUCGAUACCUUACUUCCACUUGGUGGUGUUGUUUCUAUACCGUUCAUUGGGUUGCUCUUGGACCAUACAGAUACCCUAACCACUCUUACGGUAUUAUUCACUACCUCUAUCGCCAUAGGUAUUUUUGGGUUGAUUCCGAAUUCAUUCACCCUGAACUUGAUAGGAAUAGCACUUUUGGUAGUGUAUAGACCAUUCUAUUACACUGUUGUUUCUGAUUAUUCUUCCAAAGUUUUUGGAUUUGACACAUUUGGUACUGUUUAUGGAUUACUUUCUUGUAUUUGUGGAAUUUUCAACAUGAGUCAGAAUCUAUUGGAUAAAUGGACACAUACGACUUUCAAUAUGAACCCGUUCCCUAUAAAUCUCAUGUUGGUGUUCUUCACUGUUGUUUUCUCUCUAACAAUUACAUUUUACAUCCGGUCUCAAAUCUCGCAUAAAUCUAGGGAUGGAAGAUUGUCUUCAAACUAUCAAACUAUGUAA
This is a messenger RNA of Saccharomyces kudriavzevii IFO 1802, 1512 nucleotides long. RefSeq names its product Fmp42p (gene FMP42). Lineage: Eukaryota; Fungi; Ascomycota; Saccharomycetes; Saccharomycetales; Saccharomycetaceae. Gene Ontology annotation, cellular component: fungal-type vacuole membrane. The coding region runs from base 1 to 1512 and encodes 503 amino acids. The record is from RefSeq and is a predicted model, not a curated record. The transcript has a single exon. Gene Ontology annotation, biological process: transmembrane transport. Gene Ontology annotation, molecular function: transmembrane transporter activity.